CCUACUUCAACAAUUGUGUGGCAACAUUCAUGGGUUUGUCUCCUGUGGCCCUGCUCACCACUUGGGCUGCCCCUGCACUGGCAUCUCUCCAUUCACCUAUAAGACCAUUGUAUUCUCAACACAACCUCUUCAUCUGCAAACAACAUUUCAAUCUAAGCAUCUGUGCUUCACACCUUCAGAGAGAAAGUGCAUUUAGCCAAGAACACAUCAGAACGAUGAUCAGUUCAAGGAAGCUUGCUCAGUUAGCCAAGAAGUGGCAGAGGAUGGUGGCAUCCAGUGGGCGGCAGACUGCAAGCAUCGAUGGAUGCUGCAGCACGGCCACAGCGUAUGUCGCAGACAAGGGCCAUUGCGUGUUGUACACCACCGAUGGGGCACGAUUCGAGGUUCCACUUAUGUACCUCAGCACAGCGGUCUUCUGUGAGCUCUUGAGGAUGUCUCAGGAGGAGUUUGGCUUCACUAGCGAUAGCAAGAUCACAUUGCCUUGUGAUGCCUCAGUGAUGGAGUAUGUGAUGUGUUUGAUUAGGAGAGAGGCCUCUGAAGAGGUUGAGAGGGCACUUCUGAGCUCUAUAGUUAGGCCUUGUCAUAACACUAGCUGUGUGGUUCCACCAAUUAGACUCAAUCAGCAUUUUGCUGUUUGCAGCUAGUCUGUAUGGUUUUUGUUCAAUCUGAUGUAAAUUAUCAGGAUUAUAGAAUGAGACAAAAGAUACAAACUU
Messenger RNA from Oryza brachyantha (malo sina), 713 nucleotides. RefSeq names its product auxin-responsive protein SAUR36-like. Gene Ontology annotation, biological process: response to auxin. NCBI's taxonomy places the organism in Eukaryota, Viridiplantae, Streptophyta, Magnoliopsida, Poales, Poaceae. The coding region runs from base 30 to 644 and encodes 204 amino acids. The transcript has a single exon. The record is from RefSeq and is a predicted model, not a curated record.